Cetraspora pellucida is the source of this 465-nucleotide messenger RNA. NCBI's taxonomy places the organism in Eukaryota, Fungi, Glomeromycota, Glomeromycetes, Diversisporales, Gigasporaceae. The record is from the annotation of a GenBank genome assembly.
AUGCCUAAACUUAUGGAUAUCAGAAAGUUACGAAAAGAAAAAGCUAAAAUAGCUUGCUCUGCACAUACAAAAUAUUUACUUAUUGACCUUAAUUCAAGUAGCGAAAAUUCAAGUGAAAGCCCAGAUGACGAUUUAUUGGACCUAGAUAAUUAUGAUGAAAAUUCAAGCAUCAAUGAGGAAUUGAGCAAGGAAUUGAGCAAAGAAUUAAGCAAGAAAAAAAAGAAAAUCUGCAGUACAAUUGAAUUUGUGAAUAAAAUAAUGAGCGAAAAAAUACUUUCAAAAGUAGAAAAAGCUUGUUAUUUGUCAGUUCUUAAUUUUUUUUGGUUACUUCUAAAAGGUCAAAAAAAAUUGAAGGCAGCAAAAGCAGUUACAGAUAUAGUUGAUAGUGGUUCAUGGCUUGGGAGAUGUAUCAGAGAGUGGGCAAAUAAAUGUAUAAAGAAGGAAUUAAUUGAACUGGACCUUUGA